CCUCACCCAGUCACUCUCGUCUCUCUCCCUCACUCCCUCAUAAUUUCCAUUUUCCUUCGGAUUCAGCCUUCAAAAAACGCUAGCCUUCACAGGUCCGCUCUCCUCUCUCCCUCUCCCUGACCCUGAUCCAGUCCCUGACCCUGACGCUAGCCUUCAUAAUUAACCUUUUUAAUUUAAGAAAAACAUAAAGAAUGGCUUAUCAAAAUAAAGGAGACGCUGGACGUAUAAAAUAUUUGAUAAAGAUUGCGUAACGAGUAAAUGCGGAGAAUCUUUGUCAAGACAAUUGGGAUCGUGCUAAACCCUCGUCCUCUCCUCUCUUUGCCGCCGCCACUCCAUUUUCUAUCUUCCGCACCAUCUUCCUCAACGAAGCUUCUCUGCAGGCUCUGUCCUCUUCCAUUCUCUUCUCUAGCCACGACGUCGGCUACUCAUAACAUGUCCGAUGCCGAAUCCGAAUUCGUGGAAUGGCCGGCGAACCGUGUCAGGGACACUUUUAUCAAGUUUUUCGAGGAGAAGAACCACGUAAACUGGCAGUCCAGCCCGGUUGUGCCGGUCAACGAUCCAACUCUACUAUUUGCUAAUGCUGGUAUGAAUCAGUUCAAGCCCAUCUUUUUGGGUACGGCUGACCCUAACACUGCCUUAAGCAAACUGACUCGUGCCUGCAACACCCAAAAGUGCAUUCGAGCUGGCGGAAAGCACAAUGAUCUUGAUGAUGUAGGGAAAGACACGUACCACCACACCUUCUUUGAGAUGCUCGGUAACUGGUCAUUUGGUGACUAUUUUAAGAAAGAAGCCAUUGAAUGGGCUUGGGAACUUCUUACAGAGGUUUAUAAACUACCUAAAGAUCGUUUCUAUGCCACAUAUUUUGGUGGUGAUGAGAAACUGGGUCUUGCUCCUGACAAUGAAGCUAGAGACGUAUGGCUUAGAUUUUUACCACCAGCACGUGUGCUGCCUUUUGGAUGCAAAGACAAUUUUUGGGAGAUGGGUGAUACUGGUCCUUGUGGACCUUGCACUGAAAUUCACUAUGAUAGGAUUGGUAAUCGGGACGCUGCAUCAUUAGUUAACAAUGACGAUCCUACAUGCAUUGAGAUUUGGAACCUUGUCUUUAUCCAGUUCAAUAGGGAAAGCGAUGGUUCCCUAAAGUCUCUACCUUCUAAGCAUGUUGAUACUGGCAUGGGUUUUGAAAGAUUGACGUCUAUACUUCAAAGAAAGAUGAGCAACUAUGAUACCGAUGUGUUUCUGCCCAUAUUUGAUGCAAUCCAAAAUGCAACUGGGGCUCGAUCAUACUCUGGAAAAGUUGGACCAGAUGAUCUAGACAGAGUUGAUAUGGCAUACAGAGUUGUUGCAGAUCACAUUAGAACUCUUUCAUUUGCCAUUGCUGAUGGAUCUUGUCCAGGCAAUGAGGGUCGUGAAUAUGUUCUGAGGCGUAUUCUUCGUCGGGCUGUUCGUUACGGAAGUGAGGUAUUAAAAGCUCAAGAAGGAUUUUUCAAUGGGCUUGUAAAGGUUGUGGUUGAAGUUAUGGGUGAGGUUUUUCCAGAGCUAAAACAAAAUGAAGCACGCAUCAGGGACAUAAUUACAGAAGAGGAAGCAAGUUUUGGAAAGACUUUGCUCAAGGGCAUUGAGAAAUUUAAGAAGGCUGCUCAGGAUGUUCAAGGGAAGAUAUUAAGUGGGCAGGAUGCAUUUGUUUUGUGGGAUACGUAUGGCUUCCCGUUAGAUUUGACCCAGUUGAUGGCUGAAGAAAGGGGCCUACUUGUUGAUGUUGAGGGUUUCAAUAAUGCCAUGGACGAGGCAAGAGAAAGAUCAAGGAAUGCUCAAAAUAAGCAAGCUGGUGGUGCUAUUGUUAUGGAUGUGGAUGCUACUGCAGCAUUGCACAAGAACGGGAUUGCUGCUACAGAUGAUAACUCCAAAUUUAUUUGGUUCAAGGACCAUGAAAGUGUUAUAAGAGCAAUUUACACUGGGUCCCAGUUCUUGGAAAGUGUUGUUUCUGGCAGUGAAGUUGGUAUAGUUCUUGAAUCUACGAGUUUCUAUGCUGAGCAAGGUGGUCAGAUUUUUGAUACUGGAUCACUGGAUGGUCCCUGUGGCUCAUUUCAAGUUAGUAAUGUUCAAAUUUAUGGAGGUUUCGUUCUUCAUAUUGGUUCUUUUUCUGGAGAGAGUGGCAAAUUCUCCUUGGGUGACAAAGUAAUCUGUAAGGUUGACUACGACAGGCGUAAGCUCAUUGCCCCUAAUCAUACCUGUACUCACAUGUUGAACUUUGCUCUCAGGGAGGUGCUUGGAAAUCAUGUUGACCAGAAGGGAUCUAUUGUUCUUCCUGAAAAAUUAAGAUUUGACUUUUCACAUGGCAAGCCAGUAGAUCCUGAUCAUUUGAGAAGGAUUGAGUCAAUUGUGAAUGAUCAAAUAAAAGCUGAAUUAGAUGUGUUUGCUAAGGAGGCAACUCUUUCUGAAGCCAAACGUAUAAAUGGUUUGCGAGCUGUUUUUGGUGAAGUGUAUCCUGAUCCAGUUAGAGUUGUGGCAAUCGGACGAAAGGUUGAGGACCUUCUGUCUGAACCAGAGAACAAUGAAUGGCUAUUGAUUUCUGCAGAACUCUGUGGAGGGACACAUAUAUCGAAUACACGGGAAGCUAAGGUAUUUGCCCUAUUAUCUGAGGAGGGAAUUGCAAAGGGAGUACGGAGGAUUACUGCUGUCACAACUGUAACUGCUUCUAACGCAAUAGAGUUAGCAAACUUACUUGAGAAGGAAGUAUGCGAUGCAUCUACGAUAGAAGCGAGCAAGCUGGAAAAGACAGUAGCUUCUUUGAAAAGUCGUGUGGACUCAGCACCUAUUCCAGCAGCCAGAAAAGCAGCUAUCAGGGCAAAAAUUUCCGUACUUCAGAAUCAAGUGAGAAAGCUGCAAAAGAAGAUUGCUGAAGAGAAUGUACAGAAAGCUGUCAAGGUCACAACUGAGGCAGCUGAAGUUGCUGCUUCCGAUGGGAAGGCAUUCUGUAUAUCCUGUGUUGAUGUUGGAUUGGAUGCAGCUGCAGUACGCGAAGCAGUUCUGAAAGUCUUGGAACAGGGGAUAUCUGCUAUGGUUUUCAGUAGGGAUGGAACCACCAAUAAGGCAGUGGUGUGUGCUGGGGUGCCAGAGAAAGCAGAUAAGGGUUUGGAGGUGUCAGAAUGGUUGACUGAAGCUUUGGGGCCUCUAAAAGGACGAUGCGGUAAAGGGAAAGGUGGUCUUGCAUCGGGCCAGGGAACAGAUGCAUCACGUGUAGAUGAGGCAAUCAAUUUGGCAACAACAUUUGCAUCAAUGAAGUUGAAAUGAUAUAUCAUGCGAAGUCUGUUUCCCAUGGAGGAAAGCAUGGCCUCAUUCCAGCUAAAUGAGAUUUUUAGCACUCACAACUAAAUGAU
This is a messenger RNA of Juglans microcarpa x Juglans regia, 3377 nucleotides long. Its product is annotated as alanine--tRNA ligase-like. Lineage: Eukaryota; Viridiplantae; Streptophyta; Magnoliopsida; Fagales; Juglandaceae. Gene Ontology annotation, molecular function: nucleic acid binding; amino acid binding; aminoacyl-tRNA deacylase activity. Gene Ontology annotation, biological process: tRNA modification; alanyl-tRNA aminoacylation. Gene Ontology annotation, cellular component: mitochondrion; cytoplasm; chloroplast. The transcript is spliced from 23 exons. Bases 259 to 3291 code for a protein of 1010 amino acids. The record is from RefSeq and is a predicted model, not a curated record.